AUGGAUGCAAGGAAUCACUCUGGGGUGUCUGAGUUUGUGUUUCUGGGACUCACCAAUUCAUGGGAGAUCCAGCUUCUCCUCUUGGUCUUCUCCUCUGUGCUCUAUGUGGCAAGCAUGACUGGAAACAUCCUCAUUGUGUUUUCUGUGACCAUUGAUCCUCAUUUACAUUCCCCCAUGUACUUCCUACUGGCCAGUCUCUCCUUCAUUGACCUGGGCGCCUGCUCCACUGCUUCUCCCAAGAUGAUUUAUGACCUUUUCAGAAAACACAAAGUCAUCUCCUUUGGAGGUUGCAUCACACAGAUCUUCUUCAUUCAUGUCAUUGGUGCUGUGGAGAUGGUGCUGCUCAUAGCCAUGGCUUUUGACAGAUAUGUGGCCAUUUGUAAACCUCUUCACUACCUGACUAUCAUGAAUCCACGAAUAUGUAUUUCAUUUUUGACUGCUGCCUGGGUCAUUGGUAUUAUUCAUUCAUUGUUCCAACUGGUGUUUAUCGUUAAUUUACCCUUCUGUGGCCCUAAUGUAUUGGACAGCUUUUACUGUGACUUACCCAAGCUCCUUCAACUGGCCUGCAGAGAUACCUACAGACUACAGUUCAUGGUGACCAUCAACAGUGGGUUCAUUUGUGUUGGAUCUUUUUUGAUACUUCUCCUAUCCUAUAUCUUCAUUCUGUUUACUGUUUGGAAACAUUCCUCAGGUGGUUCAUCCAAGGCUCUCUCCACUCUGUCAGCUCAUGUCACUGUGGUCUUUUUCUUCUUUGGUCCAACUAUGCUUGUCUAUACAUGGCCAAAUCCCAAUUCCCAGAUGGACAAAUUUCUUGCGCUUUCUGAUGCAGUUCUCACUCCUUUUCUAAAUCCAGUUAUCUAUACAUUCAGGAAUAAAGAGAUGAAGACAGCAAUGAAGAGAGUUUUCAGACCACUAGAGAUUUUCAGAAAGAGCUCAAAAAUAAUAUUAUAA
This is a messenger RNA of Chrysochloris asiatica (Cape golden mole), 951 nucleotides long. Its product is annotated as olfactory receptor 4F21-like. The transcript has a single exon. The record is from RefSeq and is a predicted model, not a curated record. The coding region runs from base 1 to 951 and encodes 316 amino acids. Gene Ontology annotation, cellular component: membrane. Gene Ontology annotation, biological process: G protein-coupled receptor signaling pathway. Gene Ontology annotation, molecular function: G protein-coupled receptor activity; olfactory receptor activity. NCBI's taxonomy places the organism in Eukaryota, Metazoa, Chordata, Mammalia, Afrosoricida, Chrysochloridae.